This is a messenger RNA of Exserohilum turcica Et28A, 366 nucleotides long. RefSeq lists its product as uncharacterized. The transcript is spliced from 4 exons. The coding region runs from base 1 to 366 and encodes 121 amino acids. Lineage: Eukaryota; Fungi; Ascomycota; Dothideomycetes; Pleosporales; Pleosporaceae. The record is from RefSeq and is a predicted model, not a curated record.
AUGCAGUUCUCUAUCUCCACCCUCGCUCUUGCUAUGGCUUGCAUCUUCAAUGUUGGGCAAGCAGCUUCUAUCCCAGUUGGGGCUGAAAUCGAGGCCCGCGGACUUGAUAAACGCGACCAGUACACGCACUGCGCGUGCCAGUUCUCCUCUGGAUCUGGCAUUGAUGGUUACACUACCACACGUGUCGUUGGCUUCAAUGAUUACAGAUGGAAAUUGGAUAUCGUGGAGACUCAGCGCGGCGAUUGGGGCGCUCACUUUACUGGGUAUUAUGCUUACGCAAGGUCUGGCUUUGUCGAUGGAAAAGCUUUCUACAAUGAGUGUUUGCAGAAUGGUGGUGGCGACUCGACCUGCUUUGGUAGGCAGUAG